Messenger RNA from Boleophthalmus pectinirostris (great blue-spotted mudskipper), 2784 nucleotides. RefSeq names its product aldehyde dehydrogenase 3 family, member B1 (gene aldh3b1). NCBI's taxonomy places the organism in Eukaryota, Metazoa, Chordata, Actinopteri, Gobiiformes, Gobiidae. Gene Ontology annotation, biological process: aldehyde metabolic process. The coding region runs from base 215 to 1621 and encodes 468 amino acids. Gene Ontology annotation, molecular function: aldehyde dehydrogenase (NAD+) activity. Gene Ontology annotation, cellular component: cytoplasm. The transcript has 10 exons. The record is from RefSeq and is a predicted model, not a curated record.
UGGAAGUGCACGCAGCAGGGAGGCCGAGCUCUGAAAAGCCCCUGCCCCGUCCCCCCCGGUGCCACUACCACCGCCGCGUCCACCGCCACCUUCCUCCGCCGCCUUCCUCCGCCUCUCCUCCGGCCGCCGCCUCUCCUCCUCCCCGUCCGCCCCUUCGGUUCCACGGCGCAACCUCGUCCCAGUCCCCGCACACAGACCAGAGCCCGGCACGAGCAUGGAGUCCCACAGUGCGAUGCUGCAGAGACUCAGGACCUCCUUCCAGUCCGGGGUCACCGUUCCCGAGAAGUUCAGACGCGCCCAACUCAACCAACUCCUGAGUCUGCUCCAGGAGAACGAGCAGAGGAUCCUGGAGGCGCUGCACAAAGAUCUGGCCAAGCCUAAAUUCGAAGCGGUUUUAUCCGAGAUGGACAUCGUCAUUAAUGAGGUGCACUUCGCUCUGUCCAACCUGAGGAGCUGGAUGCAGGACGAGCACGUGACCAAAACUCUGGCGACAAAAGUGGACGAGUGCUACGUGCGCAGGGAGCCUCUCGGGGUGGUGCUCAUCAUCGGGCCGUGGAACUACCCCAUACACCUCCUGCUCCUGCCACUAGUGGGGGCUAUCGCUGCAGGAAACUGUGUGGUCAUCAAACCGUCAGAAGUGAGCUCUGCGGUGGAGGCUGUGAUCGCUGAACUUGUACCCAAAUACCUGUCACAGGACUGUUUCGCUGUGGUGUGUGGAGGAGCAGAGGACACACAGGCUCUGCUGAAAAAUAAAUUCGACCACAUCUUAUACACAGGCUCUCAGUCGGUGGCCCGUUGUAUCCUCCAGGCGGCCGCUCCUCACCUGACGCCCGUCACCCUGGAGCUGGGCGGGAAGUGCCCCUGCUUCAUCCAUCACCGGGUGGACCCGCUGGCGGCCGCGCGCAGACUCGCCUGGGCCAAGUACUUCAACGUGGGCCAGAGCUGCGUGGCCCCCGACUACGUCCUGUGCACGGAGGAGACGAGGGACGCCCUGGUGACCGCUCUCAAACAGGUCCUCUUCGAGUUCUACGGCGAGGAGCCCCAGAAGUGCCCCGACAUGGCCCGCAUCAUCUCCGCCAAACACUGGACCCGGCUCAUGGGGCUGCUGGGGAAGAGCAAAGGGAAAGUGGUGCUGGGAGGAGAGAGCGACGAGGCCGACAAGUACAUAGCUCCCACGGUGCUGGUGGACGUGUCCGAGGACGACGCUCUGAUGCAGGAGGAGAUCUUCGGGCCCCUGCUGCCCUUCAUCACCGUGAGCUCUGUGGACGAGGCCAUAGCCUUCAUGAACAGACAGGAGAAGCCCCUGGCCCUCUACGUCUUCUCCGAUGACUCCAGCAUCGUCAACACGGUCCUGGAAAAGACGAGCAGCGGGGCGUUCUGCUCCAACGACGGCAUCAUCCACAUGACCCUGCCCGGUUUGCCUUUUGGAGGAGUGGGUGCCAGCGGCUUUGGGAGCUACCACGGGCGCUGGGGCUUCGAGACGUUCAGCCACAAGAGGGCGGUGGUGCUGCGCGGCUGGGCCCUGGAGCGCAUCAACGGCCUCAGGUAUCCCCCGUUCACCGACAACAAACUGAGCUGGCUCCGCUGGACCGCCUCCCCCAAGAGCUGCUCCAUCAUGUGACCUCCCCCCCACCCCCCCACCUCUGACGCCGUUUACUGACCCGACUUUUAAGGUUUGGCGCUUAGAUGGUAGGCUCCGGAGGGACAGAGGUGAGCACGUUGCCAUGGUGAUUUUCUGUGUACCUGUUGCUAUGAACCGGCCGUAAAACAGUUAAAAGUUUAUUUUGGAUCGUUUUAGGUUUUUGAAGUUGAAAUUUCGCGAACCCAACGUACGCUGUAGUCUUGACUGACAAAAGGUGCGCUACGGAACUUUUCUAGUGACUACUUGUCUCCAUGGAAAUGUUUUUGAAUGUUCCACAGUACGGCAUUAAACUUACUUCUAUGUACUCUACUACUACUUCCACUACUAUUACUAUUACUACUGCUACUACUUUCACUACUAUUACUACUGUUACUACUUUCACUACUAUUACUGCUACUACUACUAGUACUCCCUUUACUACUACUACUGCUACUGCUACUACUACUACUACUACUACUUCCACUACUAUUACUAUUGCUACUACUUUCACUACUAUUACUGCUACUACUACUAGUACUCCCUUUACUACUACUACUACUGCUACUACUACUAGUGCUUUUACUGCUACUACUAGUACUAGUGCUUUUACUGCUACUAGUACUAGUACUAGUACUUUUACUGGUACUGCUACUACUACUUCUGCUACUACUUGUUAAAACUACUCUCAAAGCUGCGCUACGGAACUUUUCUUGUGACUCUUUGACUCCAUGGAGAUGUGCUUGAAUGUUCCACAGUACGGCAUUAAACUUCUAUAUCUCUACGUAGACAAACAGGUCGUCUUCGUUCACCAAAAAGCGACACAGUGUAACUUUAACAAUUUAUAACUUUGAAUGUCCCUCCGAACUGUACCAUCUAGCGCCAACUCACUUUUAAACACAGAAUUUUAAACGUGUUACUGAUGUUUUGAUUAAUCUUGGGGAAAGUUUGAAUCAGUGUCUGUGCCGAUCUGCCUUUUACCAUUUUUGCACUAGCUCGUCGUCGGUAUAGCAGUGUUUUAACAAAUAUGAUUUAUAAUGGUUUAUUAUAUUUUUAUACAGGUUUUGUUUAGUACAUUUGUGUGUUAAAAUAAAUGCUGUCGUGUUUAAAACUUUGUGGCUGCUAUUUAUGAUCGUUUUCCUGAAUAAAUAUUUUCCACAUUUGUC